AUGUCUGCCCAGAACUCUGCAGGUAUCCAGACCUUGCUUGACGCAGAAAGAGAGGCACAGAAAAUCGUACAGAACCGUACAAAGCGGAUAAAGGACGCCCGAACCGAAGCUCAAAAUGAAAUCGAAGAAUACCGACAAAGAAAGGAAGAGGAGUUCAGAAAAUUUGAGGCUGAGCACUCGAGUGGCAACAAGGUAGCUGAAGACGAAGCCAACAAAGAAGCUGAAAUGAAAGUCCAAGAGAUAAAAAAUAUUGGCAAGAAAAAGGGCGGCCAAGUCAUUGGGGAUCUCAUUCAUGCUGUUACCGACGUUAAUCCGCAAGUGCCACAAAAGCUUGCGGGGAAUUCUUGA
Molecule: messenger RNA, 348 nt
Organism: Histoplasma mississippiense
Lineage: Eukaryota; Fungi; Ascomycota; Eurotiomycetes; Onygenales; Ajellomycetaceae
Exons: 5
Coding region: 1-348 (115 amino acids)
Biological process (GO): proton transmembrane transport
Cellular component (GO): vacuolar proton-transporting V-type ATPase complex
Molecular function (GO): proton-transporting ATPase activity, rotational mechanism
Source: RefSeq, a predicted model, not a curated record